ACCACCGCCUGGAGGUAAAGACGCACAGGAGUAAAUCUGCUGUUGUGUUGGAAACCAAGACGAAGCCUCACACUCAGUAUCCCUCUAAGGAGUUGCGUUAACUCUACCACAGACCGACUUGUCGCUCUCCAAGCCACUUCUUCUUCUACCUUCCCGUCUUCCUGUGCAACCGUUGCGCGUCUCCACUUGGAAUAGAAAUAACUUGAUCACUGCGCGCCGCAGAGCGCACAGGAACCGAUGCUUACAUUAUAAAAAGUGGGAGAGCAACUCUCCUCUGGACUGCAGUGCGAUGAGGAAAUUCUAAAGUAGCGCUUUUGGCUGUUACCAGAGGCUAAGCCCAUGUGCAGGUAUCUCUUUGAGUGUGAUUCUGUUUUCACCCAGAUCUCUGCUGCCUGGACAAAUGCAUACAAAUGCAUUUAGGAGCUCAACGGACAAGGAGUGGACACGUUUCCGCGGCAGCGACGUGGAACUUUCUCCUGCUCCUGUCAGUAUGCUCAGCAGUACUCUCUGGAGAAGAAGACUACAUAGCUCAAGGAGUGGAUAUCCUCUUUCAGUUGGGGCUAACAUCUCAAAGCAGCACAGACAAUCUCUACGAGAGGACAACAUCAUCUCCCACCAUUUCCACCAAAGUUCCCUCAGUUUUGAAUGUCCCAGUUCCUGGAUAUGGAGUGUUAUUCAACUCACACUCCCUCUAUGAAGUUCCAGCAAGCAGUCUGUUCCCUUCAGAGUUUGGUGAUGAGUUUGCUGUUGUGAUUAGCCUAAGCUCCUGGAGAGCUAACAAUGCUUUUCUCUUUAGUGUUAAAGAUAGCAGGGACAGACUGCGUUUUGGCAUUCAGCUGCUACCACACAGAAUAGUGGUUUACACUGCUGAGAAAGCCUCAAUCUACUUUACCUACAACUGGCAAGAUGGGCGCCAGCAUCCAUUUGCAGUUGGUGUUCGUGCACGGUCAGUUUCCUUUUAUGCAGAUUGUGGAGCAGUGCAGCAGCAAGAGCAGACCCUGGGGAGAUCUCAAACACUGGGGGAAUCUGGGGGCCUCUUCACUCUGGGGAGGAUGAACUCAAAGGCAGCCCCAUUUAUUGGUCGAGUCUGCCAACUAGAUAUCUAUCCCUCGGCCCAAGCUGCUGCACACUACUGCAACUACCUUAAAAAACAGUGCUGGCUGGCCGACACUUACCGAUUGCCUUUGCCACAUCCUGGUGAGGAUAUUACGGCAAACGACCCCACUUCUAAUCCUUUUACAAAGUCCCCUCUUGGUGAGCUACCUACCCAGCAUACCUUUGUCAAAGUUACAGCUGCUGAUAAUCUGUCCCCAAGUAGUUUGGGCGCACAACAUUCAACUCUGAGCCCUUCAAUGCAACCACAUCUGCAGGAACAAAACCACAUUUCUACAAUGGAUCCUUUAGCCCACCCCAACACAUUUUCACUUCAGUCCGUCAGACCUACUGCUCCAAGUAGACAAGCAGAUUUUGAUCUUUCCCAUAGCAGAACUGUCACCACAACCCAAAGUGUGUUGGCAAAAGGCAGAAGGCCCCAGGGGGAUGCAGAUCACUCUGAAAACAGCACAGAGGAAGAAAGUAGCUUUGAGAGCCAGCAGACUCCAGAUACCUCCCCAGGUCUGAUUUCCCCAGUCAGGCAAAGUCGAGUAAAGGAAGGACUCAGGAACAACCCUAUCACCAGCUCUGAAGAUUCAGGCGUCAGGUCUCAACAGACUCAUCACAUCCCGGAAACUCAUCCAAGAGCCAACACCACUUUGUACAGGGAGAACCAGGUGGAUACUUCACCGCAUGACAUGGAUGGCAGCUAUGAUGAUUUAGACAUGGGAGGAUAUGAUUAUGGAUAUGAUGGGUCAGACUUCUUCUAUGACUAUGAAGAUGGUUUACGUGGACCUAAAGGAGAGCCAGGUUCUCCGGGUCCUCCUGGUCCCCCUGGUUUACCUGGUCCUCCUGGAAAGAGAGGUUCAAGGGGCCUCCCUGGUCCACAUGGAAACCCAGGAACACCUGGACCACCUGGGCCUAAGGGUUCAAAGGGAGAUCCUGGACUGUCUCCAGGCCAGGCUCCACCUGGCAAGAAGGGUGACAGAGGUCCACCUGGUCUCACAGGACUGGAUGGAUUUCCAGGCCCAUUGGGUCCCAAAGGUUAUCCAGGUCUACCUGGACCACCAGGGGAACAAGGCAUACCAGGACCUCCUGGGGAAGCUGGAGCUGCAGGUUACCCUGGCAGGCAGGGCUUAGCUGGGCCACAAGGUAGCCCUGGACCUAAAGGUGUCAAUGGUUUCAUUGGGCCUCCUGGAGUUGCUGGGCCACCGGGGCUGGAGGGGGAGAAAGGCAUCACUGGUCCUGUUGGAAAACCUGGCCCCAAAGGAAGACAUGGGGUGAUGGGUGAUGUAGGAGAGAGGGGCCCUCCUGGGCCUGAUGGCAAAGAGGGUCCUGCUGGUGGGAUUGGCAUUAGUGGCUUUCCAGGUUUAAGGGGGGACGUAGGGCCUGAGGGACCACGAGGACUGCCUGGUAUGGCGGGACCUCAGGGCCCAGCAGGACGAGCCGGGUUGCCUGGAUUGAAAGGUGAUAAGGGUGAAGUGGGACAAAGGGGCGAACCAGGAGAGAUGGGAUACCAAGGUGAUAAGGGUGCUGCUGGUGCACCUGGUCCCCCUGGGCCCAGAGGAAAGCCAGGACCACCGGGUAAGAUUGGAGAAAUUGGGCCACAAGGACUACCUGGGCCUCCAGGACCAGAGGGUUUUCCUGGGGAUAUUGGAGUGCCAGGACCAAAUGGCCCACCUGGACUAAAGGGUUUGCAGGGUGCACGAGGGCCUCAAGGCCCGCCAGGGCCAAAAGGCAUACAGGGUGAUGAGGGAGUACUGGGCCCACUCGGCAUUUCUGGCCCUACUGGGAGACCUGGAAGGAAAGGCCACAUUGGUGAACCUGGCCCUGAGGGUUUAAAGGGGGAGAAAGGGGACAUAGGAAAUGUUGGAAAAAUUGGACCACAGGGUCCAGUAGGCCUAAUUGGGAUAGCUGGGGUGAUAGGAGUUCCUGGUGAAAAGGGUGACCGGGGACCACCAGGUCCAACAGGUCCAGUUGGAGAGAAGGGACCAGCGGGCUAUCCAGGGUUACCAGGAAGUCCAGGAGACAUCGGCAUGCAAGGUGCACCCGGUCUGCAAGGACAAAGGGGCAGUCCAGGCAUUGCUGGUCCAAAAGGUAGAAGGGGGCCCCGGGGUCCAGAUGGUGCACUGGGAGAACCCGGUCCUGAAGGCAUCAAGGGUGAAAAGGGUGAGGUUGGACAAAAAGGAGAACCAGGAUUUAUAGGCAAAGCUGGGAGUCCAGGAGAGAGAGGCCCUCCUGGAAAGCCUGGUAAACCAGGGUUUCCAGGGAGCACAGGGGAGAAAGGGCCCCAUGGUGAACCAGGACCCAAAGGACCUCCUGGAGAGGCUGGACCUGAUGGAGAACAAGGGCCUGAAGGUGUUCCAGGUGUUGAGGGAGAAUUGGGUGCUGUUGGAGAGCCAGGGUUAAAGGGUGAUGUUGGGCCUCCAGGAAAUGAAGGGGAACAGGGGCAAGAGGGAAUUAGAGGUCCUCCUGGUCCACCUGGUGAAGAUGGCCCUCAAGGGAAAGAUGGAGCCAAGGGUGAGCCUGGUGAUUCUGGGCCAGCUGGGGAGCCAGGGGACAAAGGGACAGAAGGAGACCCUGGACCCCAAGGUCCAUACGGAUUACCUGGGAAGCAGGGUUUUCGUGGACCAGAAGGAAAACUGGGUCCCCCAGGAAACAGAGGACGGCACGGAAAGAAAGGAGAGAAAGGUCCCCCAGGCAUUGCUGGGGAGAUUGGCCCUCGCGGAGACAUUGGGCUGCCUGGCAAGCCGGGACUGAAAGGUGCCAGAGGAACUCGAGGCACACCUGGUCAGCCUGGAGUUAUGGGAAUAGAAGGGCAACCCGGACUGCCAGGAUACCCAGGACACCCUGGCAAGCCUGGGCCCAUUGGGCCGCCAGGGCCCAAAGGUGAAAAGGGUUAUCCAGGCGAGGACAAUAAAACCCCAGGACUACCAGGGCCCUUAGGUGAACCAGGGCCUCCAGGGGAACAAGGAGAACGCGGAGAGCCAGGAGAUGAAGGAUAUCAGGGCCAUAUUGGUACUACUGGAUCUCGUGGGCCACUUGGACCCCAAGGGCCACCGGGGUCACCUGGCCGCCCUGGAGAAACAGGCCAAAAAGGAGAAAAGGGAGCCCCAGGUUUAGCUGGAAAGAAAGGAGCGAGGGGUCUGAGCGGAGCUCCCGGCAGUGAAGGCCCAACUGGUUUACCAGGAGUGAGAGGCUUAAUGGGUUAUCCAGGACCUGAUGGUCCCCCGGGACUCUCUGGAUUAUCAGGACUACCAGGAAAACAAGGACGACAGGGUCAAAGAGGCUUACUGGGACAAGAGGGACCUGUUGGGCGCCCUGGUCCUAGAGGAGAAAUUGGACUUCCUGGACAACCUGGAGAAAAAGGACCAUCUGGUCAGAAGGGAGAGCCUGGCCUGCCAGGAGACAGGGGACCCACUGGAUUCAAAGGUAUGGAGGGGGCCACGGGUGACCAGGGCAGGAAAGGCGAUCCAGGACCCAAAGGACAACCAGGUGAACCUGGAAAUUUAGGAAUGGUUGGUUUGGAAGGCUUUCCAGGGCCAAAGGGGCCAACAGGUGAUUUGGGACUAAGAGGCUUCCCUGGCCCUAAAGGACCUGUAGGUACUCUGGGGUUUACUGGACCUGUAGGCCCAGAAGGAAUGAUUGGCCCAAUAGGAAAACCUGGGCAAAGAGGUUCAAAAGGAAGCAAUGGUGAAAUGGGGCCUCAAGGACCACAAGGAAAUCCAGGACCCAGAGGACCCCCUGGUGCUCCUGGUGCAACGAGGCAGAUUUAUGAUGACUUAGCUGUCUACAGUCUGUCUGACACCAAUGCUGACCUCAGGACAGAGAGUUUCCAGAACAUGGAGAAGGACCUACCGGAUGAGAAUACAGAGAUUAUUAAGACUCUCCGCUACCUGAGCAGUGUGAUUGAAAGCAUCAAAAAGCCUCUUGGCACAAGGGAAAACCCAGCUCGUGUCUGUAAAGACUUGCUUGAUUGUCAACACCAGCUCAAAGAUGAUUGGUUCUGGAUUGAUCCUAACCUGGGCUGUUCCUCGGAUGCUUUCAAGGUCUUUUGCAACUUUACUGCAGGGGGACAGACUUGUUUACAUCCAGUGGCCCCCAACAAGUUGUUGUUUGGUGUAGGAAAAGUCCAAAUGAAGUUUCUUCAUUUGCUGAGCUCUGAGGCGAGCCAGAGUAUCACGCUUCACUGCCGAAAUGAUCCAUCCUUCAACACUGAGGAGAACUUCAACGUCACUAGACCCAUACAUAGAGAGAACAUCGGACUUCGGUUUCGUGGCUGGAACAAACAGAUAUUUGAGAAAGACACACCACUUGAACCCCAUGUGCUACAAGACGAGUGCAAGAUCCAAGAUGGCAGCUGGCACCAGUCUCAUUUCUUCUUCCACACUCAGGACAGUCGUCAGCUACCUAUUGUAGACAUGCAAGAAUUCCCCUUUUCUGAACUCAGUAUUCAGCAGCACAUAGAAACUGGACCUGUCUGCUUUCUCUGAUGCAAGGUCAUCUUGCAACUGCACGCUUAAACCACUCACAUCGACAGAUAUUGGACCCAGGCCUUAUACCAAAGAGAUGCGUCCAUAUCUAAACACAGGGUGGAUUCAAGUUUGUUAUCUUUUAGGUUAGGGUGGGACUGUGAGAGUAGCAAAUUCUCAAUGUUCACAUACAGGCAGCCCUACAUGGAAGAACUCAAUCUCUGUGGAACAUUCAGAACAAGAAGGCCAAAAGAGAACAGUGCGUACAGAUAUUUAGAAAUUAAAUGUGUAACGUAUGGUUUGUUUUAUUUUUUGUGUGUGGUGUUUAGUUUCACUACAUAUUGGACCCAUAGUAACCCCUCAUCACAGGGUAGGGCCUCACAACACACCAAACCCCAAAACUCACUCCUUUUCACCUCUUCCCCUACACAUACGCUGACCAUCCUAAGCAGGGGCCCAACCCGAAGGACCGUGCCAGGCCUCUGCACGGGGCACUGUCUAAAGAAACCUUUAUAUGAGUGCAAUAGCAUUUGGAUAUUGUGUGACUGCUUAAACGUGUAGUAUAUUUAAUCAGAGGCUAUAUUUAACAUUAAUAUUUUUGUCUUUGGUCUAGCCCAUUUGGACCAGUACAUUUUGAUAGAUGGUGCUCUACCUCUACCUGGUUAUUUGCUUUCUAGAAUAGUUGCUAAUGUCACAUUAGCAUCAUUUUUUGACUGUGUGUUGUAUGUACCGGUUACAUCAAGAUUUGUUAUGUUCUGUGAGUACUUAUGUUAAUUUGGUCAUUUCUAAUUUAUGAACCAAUAUUUGUUACACUACAUGUUUUUGUAGCUUUUCCCUCUAUGUGGUAGGUUCCCAAACCUAUCAUUGGUGCUGCAACAAAGAAUACGUCAUCGAUAUUUCCUUUGUAUAUAUUGACAACAUAUUGUAUGUUUAUUUAUAACCUUUUUUUCACUUACAUUACUGUACCACAGUAAGUUUUACUCUCAGAGAACUUUGGCCAAUGACAACUCAGUCUAAUUAAUAUUUAUGUUUAAAAAUGUGUUUGUGACAACACACCUGUGACUGUUUAUUGUACAGCUCUUUUCAAUUCAUUCAGAUGUGGUUCAUUCACUGGCAGCUGCCGUAGGCCAGUCAGAAAACGCAGAAAACAGUCAUUAUAUUCUUAAGUUAUAUUAUCAACAAAGUGUUAUUCUAUAAAGUUUUAAAGGUUUUGAGGACAACAUUGGAUGCAAAUGUGUAAAUACAAAAAUUUUACAGACAAAUAAAUUGAAUAUUUUA
Molecule: messenger RNA, 6842 nt
Organism: Melanotaenia boesemani (Boeseman's rainbowfish)
Lineage: Eukaryota; Metazoa; Chordata; Actinopteri; Atheriniformes; Melanotaeniidae
Gene: col24a1
Product: collagen alpha-1(XXIV) chain
Exons: 60
Coding region: 411-5585 (1724 amino acids)
Molecular function (GO): extracellular matrix structural constituent
Source: RefSeq, a predicted model, not a curated record